Messenger RNA from Parnassius apollo (apollo), 224 nucleotides. Lineage: Eukaryota; Metazoa; Arthropoda; Insecta; Lepidoptera; Papilionidae. The record is from the annotation of a GenBank genome assembly.
AAUCUUCGUUAGAGAGAGCAUCAAUUGAUGCCAUCAACGGGGAUGAUUCUGAUUUAGAUAUUGAUGUGGGUAAUGAGGAUUCUGAUGAUGAUCCAACAUUCAAUCCUGAAGCUGAAGGUAAUAAAGACGAAAAGUAUGACAGCUCAGAUGAAGAUAAACGCAGUGAAGAUAUCGGUGAGGCUUCUACCCAAAAUUAUAGCCAAUCUUCCCAAAAUCACUACUAG